AUGCCGGAUACCGAACAUAACUUCGAGAUUGCCAUAGUUGGCGGUGGUAUUGUAGGUCUCAUUACCGCGUUGGGUUUACUCAAGCGAAACAUUCCCGUCAAGAUUUACGAACAGUCUCGUGGGUUUCGCGAAAUCGGUGCCGGAAUUGGCUUCACGACCAACGCACGAAAGUGCAUGGCUCUCCUCAACCCGUCCAUUGAGAAAGCAGUCAAUGCCGUUGCCACGCAUAGCGGAGAGAACAAGGACAAGCCAGACGACUAUCUCCGGUUCAACGAUGGAUACACUUGGGACGAGGCCUGCCCUGACAAGGAUGAUCCGCUCCUCUACAGCCUAGACACUGGGCGCGAAGGAUUUGUAGGAUGUCAUCGUGCUCAUCUCCUGGACGAACUUGUAAAGUGCAUUCCUGACGAAACGGUCGAAUUCAGGAAGCACUUAGUCAGUGUUACCGACGAAGGAAAGGGAGGGAAGAUGCUUCUGCACUUUCAGGAUGGUACUACAUCCAGCGCUGAUGCAGUAAUUGGCUGUGACGGCAUCAAAUCCAAAGUCCGCCAGCUGAUCCUCGGAGCGGACAAUCCUGCCGCGUACCCUCACUCCAGCCACAAGGUUGCCUACAGAGCCUUGAUCCCUAUGGAUUCUGUAGUAUCCGCCAUUGGCAGCUUCAAAGCCUUCAAUGAGCAGGCACACACUGGACCGCGAGCCCACAUGCUACAUUUCCCGGUGGCAGGCGGCACCCUUGUCAACUUUGUGGCUUUUGCGGACGACACAACCGAUUGGGACAAUGCGGACGACACAGUCGGCCACAUGACCUCUCCUGCAACGAGGGAGGAGGUUGCCGCAGUGUUCAAAGACUGGGGCCCUACAGUCAAGAAUCUCAUCGGUUUGCUGCCAGAUGAGAUUACGAAAUGGGCCAUAUUCGACACUUACGACCACCCAGCUCCGACAUUCGUCUCAGGCAGGCUUUGUCUUGCGGGUGAUGCCGCUCAUGCGUCCACCCCUCAUCACGGAGCCGGCGCGGGCAUGGGUGUUGAAGAUGCACUCGCCUUGGCCACUCUCCUUGAAAAGGGCACUGAGAUAUUGCAAGGUUUAUCCCGACCUACGCAAGAGGACAAGAGUUACUUGUUAGAAGCCAUGUUUCGAGCCUAUGAUACUAGUCGCUCACCCCGCGGGAAGUGGUUGGUGCAGAGUAGUCGCGAGGCUUGCGAGAUUUACGAGUGGAAUCACCCGGACACUUUGCGCGACUGGAAGAAAUGCCUCGAACUGCUCCAUGAAAGAUCCCACAAGAUCUGGGACUAUGACAUUGAGGGAAUGAUUCAUCAGUUGGAAGCUGACUUUGCGGAUCGAGUUCACGCAUACUCGCUGCGUCAGGACGGCACCGGUGUCCCGAAAGCUGUUGCGCAGUAG
Colletotrichum orchidophilum is the source of this 1401-nucleotide messenger RNA. RefSeq names its product salicylate 1-monooxygenase SalA. The transcript is spliced from 2 exons. The record is from RefSeq and is a predicted model, not a curated record. Gene Ontology annotation, molecular function: FAD binding. The coding region runs from base 1 to 1401 and encodes 466 amino acids. Gene Ontology annotation, biological process: secondary metabolite biosynthetic process. Lineage: Eukaryota; Fungi; Ascomycota; Sordariomycetes; Glomerellales; Glomerellaceae.